This is a messenger RNA of Symbiodinium necroappetens, 3054 nucleotides long. The record is from the annotation of a GenBank genome assembly. NCBI's taxonomy places the organism in Eukaryota, Dinophyceae, Suessiales, Symbiodiniaceae.
AUGGACGAGAACGGAUCUGUCGAGAAACUCCAGGAGAUCGUGCGGGCCGUGAAGGCAAAAGCCCCGCUGGUGCAAUGCCUCACAAACUUCGUGUCCAUGGACUUCAUGGCCAACGGUCUCCUCGCCCUCGGGGCCUCACCUGCCAUGGUCCAUGCGGUGGAGGAGCUCGAGCCAGCAAUCGAUGUCGUUGCGGCGAUAAAGGGCGCAGUCUCUAUCAACAUUGGAACGCUGGAUCCAACUUGGAUAGAGUCCUUCAAGUUUGCAGCAAGGACUUGUAAGGCCAAGGGCGUGCCGUGGGUCCUGGACCCCGUGGCUGCAGGAUUCACACCCCUCAGGACCACCACGGCCACGGAGCUCCUGGACAUCGGAGGGUGCUCGGUGCUUCGUGGCAACGCCUCGGAGAUCCUAGCCGUCGCUGGUGCAGUCGGAGACACCAAGGGUGUGGACUCCUCGCAAGGCUCGGGUGCCGCUCUGAAGGCUGCCAAGAGCUUGGCGGCCAAGUACAACUGUGUCGUCUGCAUCUCCGGUGCCGUUGACUUUGUGGUCAAUCCCACCGGACAAGUCUCGAGUUGCGAGCAUGGGGUAGAGAUGCUGACGAAGAUCACGGCCGCCGGCUGCCUCGUCUCUUCGAUAAUCGCAGCCUUUCUGGCGGCCAAGCCAAGCGGCUUUUCCGAUGCGGAGGCAGCUCUGUACGCGUUCAUCUACUUUGGCAUUUGCUCAGAGGCUGCUUGCCUGCAAGAGCCAGAAGUGCCUGAAAUGUGCGCGGAGUGCUUGACCAACUCUACAAUUUUGACCUGGAGCAGUUGGGUGACGAUGAUUGAGGCGCUCUGGCGAGGAGAAGUCCAGGACUCCUGGUGGGCAAAGUGCCUGUUGAUAGUGGACUCGAUCCAAGCGCUGAAAGCUCUGAGUCACUUCGUGUUCUUCGUUCAAUCCUUCCUGGCGCAGGCUCUCACACCGUUGAAAUUCCUGGCAUCUCGUCCUCCAUGUACCACGCCUCUGCAGACGAUGUGGGAAUCGGGCUCAGAUUUGAACAUGCGCUUGGACACCGAAGGGAUGCAGAUUCUCUGCCUCGCAGAGGCCGAGCAGCGCAGCUUAGGCGUUGCCCAGAGUUGCAUCGGGCCCUUCGAGUUGGAUCCCAUCACUCGGAUGAGCCUGGAGAACAUCGUUUCCUCCGGGGCGAGCCGCUUUCCCGUGCGACACUUCAGGGACCAGAACGAUCCGCAUCCGCGCGAUCUGCAGAUCCAUGUGACGCAGGACCACGUGAAAGUCGUGCAUCCCGGAGCCGAGAGAGGAAGCAACGAGGUCAUGGCACCUUAUUCUGCCGACUUUCCCAAGGUGAUCAUCCACCCAACCGACACCUGCAAGUUCCGGCUGGAGCUCAGCGAAGAGCAGGACAAAGUCUUCCACUUCGUGGCCUUGUCCAGGACGUCUCGGGAUCUGAUCGCGCUGCUCAUCAGAACGUUUCAUGCUCGCCAGUAUGUGGCGACGUCCUUCGUGCUGAGUAGGCUUUAUCAAGAUCCAGCACGGCCGGGAGCUCCGUUGACAACGGCACUCUUGCAGGACUUCGACCUGCAGCGGCUUGGGGACCGGCUCGGGAAGGAGCUGGACCGAACUGUCGGGCAGCUGGAAGCAGUCGAGAGGGUGGUCCGCACCUCUAACAACGAGAAGAGGGAGCUGCAGGCUCAGCUGUCCGAGACCAUCGGAAGCUACACGGAGGCUAUCGAGCAACUCCACCAGCAGCUGGCGCCGGCUGCCAAGGGUGGAAUGGUAGCUGCUCUGCAGCUUCAGAUCCACGACGGCCGCGCCUUGCACAGCAAGCUACAGCUGGAACUCCAGGAGCUGAGGCAGCGGCUAGAUGAAGAGCAGCGAGCAACAGGCCCCUAUGGCAGCGACGGCCCGGCUGCGCAGAUGCGGGCACGGACUGUGGAGACCUAUCGGGCUGAGAUCGCGAAGCUGCGGGCACAAAUCAGUGCACUCGCAGGGAGCGAGAAGCAGCACUCCGAGCGGGACUCCACGCGGGCCGAGGAGCUCCGAAGGUUGCGCGGCGACGUCGACAGCCUCAGCCGCGAAAAAGAGGGCCUGGAACGCAUGGUCGCAGAGGGUGGCAAGUCCAAAGACGAGCUGAUCGAGAAUUUCUUGUAUGCCAAGGGCUGCCUCGACAAGCUGCAGAUUGCCUCCAUCACCUCGCCGGCCUGCUCUCCAGAACACGAGCGGCAGGUGGCGCAACUGCGGGAGACAUACAACCAGGUGGUGGAUGAACGAAACCGGCUGAUGGUCCGGGUCGAGGCUCUGGACAAAGACCGGGAGAAGCAGAAGCAGUUUCGGGAGUCCACCCUUGAGAAGGCGACGCAGGCGAACGCCAGGUUGCUGGAAGAGCGGGACAAGCUGGAGAAGGAGAAGGCACGAGUUUCGACUCUCUACCAGCAGACCAUGGCCAUGCUCGCCCAUUCUGCUGCAAAUGCGGAUUACGAGGAAGAGGACGAAGCCGUGCUCCAGGCUUUGCGAGAAGAGGUGGCGAAGAAGCGCGAGCUCCUUCAGAAGAAGGAGCAAGAAGGGGAGUCGCUGCGCCAGCGUCUCAAGAAGCUCGCAAUGGUCGGCUGGCCAAUUUGUGUAGAUGCCUUCAGCCCUGAAGGCCGCUCCCGUUCAAAGUGCGACUUCCUCAUUCACCCCGUUCUCUGCCUGAUCAUCUUCACCUUCUUCGUCAUCAAGACGGCUUAUCGCAUCACUCCAACCUUCACAAGGCUCCAGUCCACAGUGUGGCGAUGCGAGGACUCAACGAAGGUUGUGACGGCAUCCUGGGAUGCCACGGUCCAUGUCUUCGACCUCAACAAGCAAGCCCUCGACAAGACUUUGCGCAAACAGAAUAGCGAACCCAUGGGGGGCCUCUACUCCGUGGCUUUUGCGAAGACGGCGCCGGACAUCUUGGGUUGUACGUCCGUGGACAAGCAUGUCUAUUUGUGGAACUACCAGACAGGCACGCAGCAGUUCAAGCUGGGCGGUGAGAAGGGGCACCAGGACGAGGUCAAUGGAAUCGACUUCCACGAGGGUCAGCAG